AUGAACAAGGAUCACCCAGUUUUGAUUGAUAAUCGAUAUUUACUUGCUACUCUACAUUAUCAAGGACGUCAUUCCAACUUUUACAAUGCUGUGGAUUCAUAACAGGAAUAAAAAUAGAUUCUUAUAUAAAUAAUAACUGAUUAACUAUGUAUAUGCAAACUAUUUAAACGUCUGGAAUAGAGUAAUAUUGUUAUACUAAUAAGAAUAGUGAUUGAUAACAGAGAUAAAUCUAAUGAUCAUUAUAACAGAAUGUCCAGAUACAUCCCAAUUCCAAGGAUCUAUAAGAUGGGAACUUUAGUAGUUUAGGACAUCACUUACCACUACAUUGCGUGGUAGAAGAGUGGACCUUCCUUAAAAUUGUGCUUUAAAUUGAUGAAAUAUAAAUUUUCUCUGAAAACUAUCAUGUUGGUAGCACUUAAAAUGAUUACCAAUUUAUAGUAAAUUCAUAAUUUGAACAUUUUGCAUAGAAGUCUCAAAUUAUCCUGUAUAAUGACCACGAACCAUUCAAAUCUACUAAUCACUAACUUCGAUGACUAUGUGGAGUUUCUUAAUAAAGAGGGUAAAAUCACAAACAAAUCAAAAUAAAUCCAUAUAAAAACAAAUAAAUUCAGCAGUAUCGGAUAACAUCUGCAAUAAAUACCAUCUCCAAGAGACGAUUUGGAAUCUCUUGGCUAUCUCUUGUUGUAUCUUCUAAGUUAAGGGAAACUACCUAACAAAUGUCAAUCAAAGGAUUAAAAUAUAAGAGAUAAAUUUUAUAUGGAAUUCAAAAGACAAUUUCUACCUGAAAAAGAGUUGAAAUAAUACCCUGAACCAUUUUUGUAAUUCUUUUAAACUGUAUUCAAAUUGGGAUUCAAAGAAAUUCCCAAUUAUGAAAUACUUAAAUAACCCUUCAUUCAAUAUCUAGGAAGAUAAGAACAAGAUUAAAAUUUUGAUUGGUCUGAAGUAUUCAAGCCUCUUGCUGAGUAGACAGCAACUUCAGAACUGUCACUCAGAGACAAAACUGGGUCUUUUGAGUCCUUGAUGAUGAACAAUAAUAAGAAGGAACCUUGCAAAGUCAAUACUUCUGCUCCCACCAGUCCAACUACUUAACAAAUGAUAAAUAAGCCAGCUAAGGCUUCAAGGUUUACUCUAGCACCUAUUUUGGAAAAGAAUGAAUCUCAAUUGACAAGCAUAAAAAAUUGUGAUUCCAAUGCAGGAUCUCCUAGAUUUAAUCAUAAUAUAAAAAAUCUAAAAUUUGAUCAUUUUCAAGAGGAUUCAUCUUCAGGAGAAAUUAGUCCAAGCGACGAACCUGCUGUUGAUUAUAUGCCAAAUUUUGAAUACCACCAACAUGAUACUAUGUGA
Molecule: messenger RNA, 1341 nt
Organism: Paramecium tetraurelia
Lineage: Eukaryota; Ciliophora; Oligohymenophorea; Peniculida; Parameciidae
Exons: 4
Biological process (GO): endocytosis; peptidyl-serine phosphorylation; signal transduction
Cellular component (GO): nucleus; cytoplasm
Molecular function (GO): protein serine/threonine kinase activity; ATP binding
Source: RefSeq, a predicted model, not a curated record